Molecule: messenger RNA, 651 nt
Organism: Exophiala spinifera
Lineage: Eukaryota; Fungi; Ascomycota; Eurotiomycetes; Chaetothyriales; Herpotrichiellaceae
Exons: 1
Coding region: 1-651 (216 amino acids)
Source: RefSeq, a predicted model, not a curated record
AUGUCUAGAGCUAUCAUUGUUCUUUACUUGGAGCCGACGCCCACUGCCCCGGCGGUAGCCAUGGAGCAAUGGCGCGUCGACAUUCUCAAAAGUCUUCCUAGCGCCAACUGGGUCCGUAAGGUAGUGGCGAGCGACAAGAUCAACGACACUCAGCCAUACAAGGAACAAUUCAUCGUUGACUUGGAAAAUGAGAAGGAUGCCACCGAAAGCGUCAUCGAAGCCCUGAGGACCGAGGGUGGAAGCAUACUAGCGCAUUCUGACUGGCACAUUUAUCGGGAGAUCUCGAGAGAGUUGAGAAAAGGCGUGAAGACCACGGACUAUCCUCCCACAGGCACCGAAUUAGUUCAAGUAGGCAUGGCGCCUACACCGGCCUCGGUUCAAGACUACCACGACUGGUUCGACCAUGAGCACCUUCAGAUGCUCGCCGAUAUCCCCGGUUGGCGCUCCGGCUCUCGGUAUGAGUUGGCAGCAAGCUAUGGCGACGGCAAGGAGGAAGCGUGGCCAUUUAUGUCUGCGAACGAGUAUGAGGUGGAAAAUGGACUGGGUGGACCGAUCUGGAAAAAGUCCAUGGACACGCCGUGGACUGUCAAAGUGUUGUCAAAUCUCAGCAGACCAAAUCAUCGGAGGACUUGGAAGUAUGUUCCAUUGUAA